UCAAGUCUGCAGAAAUAGCUCAUUUUCUGCACAAUAAGUAUCCUGAGAGGACACAGGACUCUGCUCCUGUAGAAACACAGGAGAGGCCUUUUCCUCACCGCCAACAGCAACAGGCAAGCAUCAAGCAGCAGCUUGUCAAUGUGCUUCAGGAGCUGGAGCUGCACAAGUGUAUGUGGGAGGAGAAAGGGGAGAAGGUGGAGGAGCGGUGGAGAGCACGGGACCAAAACGAGCAAAAGAAAAGCCAGACUGGGAGCCAGACUCAGAUUCAAGAGUCCAAGAAGGUGGCUGUGGUGAACUGGUGGAAAGCCUGCAGCGUAGGGGGGGCUAAGGCCCGGACACAAGAAACCCCAUCUGUCCAAGAGGUCUCUGAGACACAAGCAAAGCUCCAUCAAGCAGAGCAGACGAUCACUGAUAUGAGGGAGCAGGUCCGCCACCUGCAAGCCUCUCUAAAAUCUGCACAGGAGUGCAUCGCCGAGCAGAAAAACAUCAGUGCAGUUCUUCGUAUCGACCAGGGAACCAACACUGAGAGAGGAGAACCAGACAGAGCUGUGGAGAAGGUUGUGAAGGAUCAGAGGGAUGCAGCAGUGGCCACGGAGAUUACAGGUGGAGCAACCUCAGAGCAGGAGCAAACACAGCUUCGGGUAACCACAGACGGCCUUCUGGCGACCCUAAAAAGGAUGGAGGCGAUGGUCAACAGCGCCCUGCAGACCGCUGAACUGGUGAGAGAGAGUGAGCAGAGGGUGAGCCAGGUGAGAGUGAGGAUGGAGAGCAUCACCCAGAGGGUGGAGGAGGCUCUUCACCGAGCAACCAACACUGACAAACAGCUGAACGUUCUGGAGGCCAGAAUCACAGAAGAACCAGCUCAGUCUCCAGGCCUCAGUCUGCCAGAUGAUCCUGGAACAGAUGUGGCAGGCUUUACGGAUGAAUCCAAUGUGGAGCCUGAAGAUGGAGACAGAACAGAGAGUCCUCCUCCAUCUCCUGUAAUCCCAGAAGUCAGCGAGCCUUCACAGCUACCCAUGAAUGGUGGCUCAGGACAAGGCAGCUGCAGCAAGCUCCAGGAAGAGGAGGAGGAGCAGUUGCUGCAGGGAUCUCCUCUUGAACAAAGUGAUCCUAACUCUGAGGAGUCCUGUGACACCCCUUGUGCUGCUGAAGAACCUUUUAUUUUCCCCUCCACCCGCUCGCGCCCCUCAUUGCCCCCCGCCAUGCCCACACUGCCCGAGGAAGAAGAGGACUCCCCAGAGGAGUUGGACAGUUCCUCAAGCUCUCCCAGUACAUUGACACCAAGUGAAAGUCGAGCUGUGGUCAUGUCUGCCCCCACUAUCGUCUACCCACAGCAGGCCAAUAUUGUCCAGCAGGAUGGGCGUCCCCUCGAGCAGGCCAGGCCACACAGUCCCAGAGCUCGUCUGGCCAGAAAAUCAUCUGGAGGACCCAUCACAACAGUCGACAGCACAGGUAAUGUGAUCGACCUGGUGAAAGAUCAGCUGCCAGAGCUGCAGCUCUCUGAGGAGGAUCGACAGAAGAACCUGGAGCUGCUCGAACAGGCCAAGAAGGUCAGCGACCGCUUCCUGACACGCCGUGGCCGCAGAUCCACCGGCAGCCUUACUGAGUCACCGACAGGCCUUUCUCCAACUCCUACCCCGUCAUCCUCACCAUGUUCGUCUAGAAGCAGCUCUCUGACUGUAGCUCCUCAAACUGAGGCAAUCCAUGUCAGCUCACAGUCGGUUGGGAAGCUUCUGGGGGUUCCUUCAGUGCGAGAACAGCAUGACUUAACGACUCAGGAUCAGGAGGGCAACAGACUGUUGGUGGAUUGGAAGCCCACUGAGAAGAGGAAAGUGUCCUCUGGGACUCUAACACCUCGUUUUGCUGUUCAGAAGGAGAACUAUGAUCUUUCUGUGCCUAAGAGUCCUCCAGCAGUUGGUAAAGGGGAUGAGGGAGCUGGUCGAAACUCCAACCAGGCCCCGGCCACAGGGGUGGCUAAGCCCGUCCCCCGACCCCCUACUCAACUGGCCCCCUGUACAGCAGAGAUCAAGACGAUUGGGGCCUUCCCUCCACUAAUGAGGGCUGUUUCUUGGGAUGCUGUAGGCGGCCUUAAUUCUAGAAAUGGAGCCCCAAGUUUCCCUCCUACACCGGAGGAUACCUUCUCAGACAAGCCGAUGGAUUCUGUCUUCAAGUCUUCAGGGUACAAGGACCUCCCCACCCAGCCGUUACAUAAACUGUCUAAACUGAAAGAGGACCACAAGCUGCUGCGUAACCAAAGCAUAGUUGGAUCCAAGUUACCAGAUUUGAGUGAAGCUGCUGAACAGGAAAAAGGUUCCCCAACCUCUACAAACUCAGCCAGUAAUGAGGAGGCGAGGGAGAAGUCUGACGCCAUGCCAAACAUUUCAGAUGUGAUGCUUAGAAAACUCAAACUUCACAGAGGUCUACCAGGCUGUGCACCCCCUCUCACCGAGAAAGAAGUUGAGAAUGCAUUUGUCCAGCUGUCACUGGCCUUUCGUAAUGACAACUACACUCUGGAGAUGCGGCUCAAACAGGCAGAGAGGGAGAGGAAUCUGACUGAGGAAGACACAGAGAAAGAACUAGAGGAGUUCAAAGGAGCACUGAAGAUGACUUCACCACAGUGGCAGAACCUGGAGCAGCGUGAGGCCUACCAGCGCCUCAUAGAGACCGUGACAGUGCUGCACCGACUGGCCACGCGGCUCUCCAGCAGAGCAGAGAUAGUUGGAGCGGUUCGACAGGAGAAACGUAUGAACAAGGCCACUGAGGUCAUGAUGCAAUAUGUAGAAAAUCUGAAGAGGACAUAUGAGAAGGACCAUGCAGAGCUGAUGGAGUUUAAGAAGCUGGCCAACCAGAACUCAAAUCGCUGUUACGGAUCGUCUGUAGAGACUGGAGAUGAUGGAGUUCCACGGCCGUCAAGAUCGAUGUCCCUCACCCUUGGAAAGGCUCUUCCCAGGCGUAGGGUGAGCGUAGCGGUGGUGCCUAAGUUUAACCUCCUGAACAUCCCAGGUCAGACUCCAGCCACAGCUGGCCCGGGCUCAGGACCAGGACCAGGCCCUAACAUUGGACCUACUGCUGGCGCUGCUCUUCCUGUCCUGUGUGAAGCGAAUGAUGUGAAGGGCAACGCUCCCACAGAGACAGCACAACCAGCAGCAGAAUGUGGAAAGAGUGUGUCGGAGCAGGAAAGUGAGCCAGCCAAGCCUGCAGUCAACCUAGAGGAGAUCAGAGCCGAGAUCAGAGCUGAGAUCAAAGCGAAGAUCGAGGAGGAGGCCUAUAAUAAAGGCUACCAAGAGGGACUGAAGCAAAGUAAAGCGGUCAAGGAGGAGAAGGAAGAAGAGGAAAACGCUGCAGAGAAAUUGCUGGAAUUGAAAAAUAAGGAUGAAGAGAGUGGAAAGAAGAUAAAGGCAAGCAGGAGGAUGGAGGAAGUCCUUGUUCUUCUUGGACGAUUUUGUCCCAAGGUUUCCCUGAGUCGGCGUGUUCUCUGGUUCGCCCUGACACUGUCUGUGGUGUUGUGUCUGGUUAUCAGUAUUUUUACAUUCUUCAGUGACUACUACAACAGACGUGAGGACACGUAAGCAGAGCAGUGAUUUUGUGCGAGGCGAGAAUGAAGAUCUUUGGACUAAGUGUAGCAGGACAACCAAAGAACAGAAUAACAGAGACGUCAGUCGUCCUCUGUCUCUGUCAGUUUACCAUAUCACCACACUUGAAUCCAUCAUGACCCGAACACUCAAGGGCCAAAGACUUUUUGAAAGGCUUCAUGGAGGAUGUUGUCUUCAUGAUUAACAGCAUUAAGUUAUAAUUUUGUUUGGAUUGAAAAAUUGACGAUUCAUGGCUGCAGCGAGAAAAAAGAUUAUUUCUGUUUUAGGGACCAAUUAUAAAGUGUGAUAAAGUAUACAUAUACACAGUCUAUAUAUUUAAAUUAGAUGCAUAUGUAAUGAUGUUUUGGUUUGGGUACUUUUUGAUGAUGAAUAUGGCACUUUCACAUUAAAUGCCGCAAUAGAAAAUUUGUAUAUUUAUCUACACUAAGAAUAAUCUCUCAGGUCCAGUAGCUAAUAAAGCCUUUGAGAGAUUUUAAAGUCAUAUUUAAAGAUAUAGAAAAUAAAGGAAUGUUUUUACGUUUUGUUCUAUUUCUAUAAUGUGUAUUUAAAGACUUUAAAAUAUAAGCACAUUCGAAGUGCAAUAUUUUGCAGCUGAUGGUUCUCGUUUGUGCCAUUUUGGAUUAUGUCUUCAGAGCACUGAGAGGUUUUCUUGUAUGUGAGCACUGUUUAGAUGGUAUGAGGUUUAUUUUUAUCUUCUUUGCACAUGUGUGCCUACCUGUGUUGUUUGUUUGUUCUCUGUGGGGUUUAUGCUCUGCCACUUCACCUUUAAAUAAAGGUGCUUGAAAACA
Molecule: messenger RNA, 4381 nt
Organism: Larimichthys crocea (large yellow croaker)
Lineage: Eukaryota; Metazoa; Chordata; Actinopteri; Sciaenidae
Gene: irag1
Product: murine retrovirus integration site 1 homolog
Exons: 25
Coding region: 171-3569 (1132 amino acids)
Source: RefSeq, a predicted model, not a curated record